AUGUGGGAUAACUCCAUGGGGACUGGUGUAGAAGCAUUAUAUCUCACUAUGAGCAAUAGCCGGUUUAGAUUUUUAUUACGUUGCCUCAGAUUCGAUAAUGUGCAUAGCAGAGAACAAAGGAAGUCCUUGGACAGUUUGGCUGCAUUCCGGGAAAUAUUUGAAACGUUUGUUUCAAAUUGCAAGACAUCCUACAAACCCACUGAUUAUCUGACUAUAAUUGACGAGCAGCUGGUGGCGUUUAGAGGUAAUUGUACCUUUAGGGUUUAUAUGCCAAGUAAGCCUGCUAAAUACGGGCUGAAAAUCUUUGCCCUUGCAUCUACAACUAACUAUUAUGCUUCAAACCUGGAGGUGUAUGUGCGUAAGCAACCAAAUGGCCCUUUCAACAUUAGUAACUCCACACAAGACUUAGUUUUGAGGUUAGUAGAGCCAAUUUCAGGAACAAACAGGAAUGUUACACUUGAUAAUUGGUUUACCUCUGUACCAAUUGCUAUGAAGCUGCGCGAAGAAAAGAGACUUACAAUGGUUGGAACUUUACGGAAAAACAAACGUGAAGUUCCUCCUAACUUUUUACCAGAUGCAGCUAAGGAAUUGAAAAGUAGUAUCUUUGGAUUCCAAAAGAAUUGUACAUUGGUUUCGUAUGUACCUAAAAAGAAGAAGGCCGUGUUGGCUAUUUCAACAAUGCACGACAAUGCUGCCAUUUACCCAGCCACAGGGGACGACAGGAAGCCAGUUAUCAUUACUACUUAUAAUAACACCAAGUAUGGUGUAGACGUUCUUGAUAAAAUGUGUCGCCAGUAUGACACUGCAAGAAACUCCCGAAGGUGGCACUUAACCCUAUUUUUCCAUGUUCUCAAUGUAGGGGGAGUAAAUGGUCUUUGCAUGAUAACCAAAACCAGGACUUUGUUAGUCGGAUGGAAUUUGUAA
This is a messenger RNA of Homalodisca vitripennis (glassy-winged sharpshooter), 924 nucleotides long. Its product is annotated as piggyBac transposable element-derived protein 4-like. The transcript has a single exon. Bases 1 to 924 code for a protein of 307 amino acids. Lineage: Eukaryota; Metazoa; Arthropoda; Insecta; Hemiptera; Cicadellidae. The record is from RefSeq and is a predicted model, not a curated record.